Molecule: messenger RNA, 645 nt
Organism: Procambarus clarkii (red swamp crayfish)
Lineage: Eukaryota; Metazoa; Arthropoda; Malacostraca; Decapoda; Cambaridae
Product: splicing factor 3A subunit 2-like
Source: RefSeq, a predicted model, not a curated record
AUGGUGCCGGGGAUCAGCGCCCCAGCUGCCGGGGAUCAGCGCCCCAGCUGCCGGGGAUCAGCGCCCCAGCUGCCGGGGAUCAGCGCCCCAGCUGCCGGGGAUCAGCGCCCCAGCUGCCGGGGAUCAGCGCCCCAGCUGCCGGGGAUCAGCGCCCCAGCUGCCGGGGAUCAGCGCCCCAGCUGCCGGGGAUCAGCGCCCCAGCUGCCGGGGAUCAGCGCCCCAGCUGCCGGGGAUCAGCGCCCCAGCUGCCGGGGAUCAGCGCCCCAGCUGCCGGGGAUCAGCGCCCCAGCUGCCGGGGAUCAGCGCCCCAGCUGCCGGGGAUCAGCGCCCCAGCUGUCGGGGAUCAGCGCCCCAGCUGCCGGGUAUCAGCGCCCCAGCUGCCGGGGAUCAGCGCCCCAGCUGCCGGGGAUCAGCGCCCCAGCUGCCGGGGAUCAGCGCCCCAGCUGCCGGGGAUCAGCGCCGCAGCUGCCGGGGAUCAGCGCCCCAGCUGCCGGGGAUCAGCGCCCCAGCUGCCGGGGAUCAGCGCCCCAGCUGCCGGGGAUCAGCGCCCCAGCUGCCGGGGAUCAGCGCCCCAGCUGCCGGGGAUCAGGGCCCCAGCUGCCGGGGAUCAGGGCCCCAGCUGCCGGGACUCACCAGGCCUACUGA